Molecule: messenger RNA, 1284 nt
Organism: Daucus carota subsp. sativus
Lineage: Eukaryota; Viridiplantae; Streptophyta; Magnoliopsida; Apiales; Apiaceae
Product: U4/U6 small nuclear ribonucleoprotein Prp31 homolog
Exons: 4
Coding region: 94-885 (263 amino acids)
Biological process (GO): mRNA splicing, via spliceosome; spliceosomal tri-snRNP complex assembly
Cellular component (GO): U4/U6 x U5 tri-snRNP complex; U4 snRNP; precatalytic spliceosome
Source: RefSeq, a predicted model, not a curated record
UUAAAAACAAAAUAGGAUUCGUACCCGAAUAUGAGCAUCUGGUGACUAGCACUAGGACUGCGAUACACACAAAAGCUCGGGCGGUGGAUAACAAUGGCACCGAUUGAGAUUGAUGUCUUCCGCUUUGGAAGCGACGAUGAGGUCACAGAACUCCCUGAAUCGCAGUUGAACAUUGAGUUUAUCAAGCAGAGAGUUGAAGAUUUUCUCGAAAUUCAUCAUGUUCCCUCCCGUGGACUAGAUUUGACAUCUGAAGGGCUUAUUUUUGAUGCUAUUCAUUUUUUGAUGAAAAUUGAAAACGAGUUGUAUGUGAUGUUUCGUCGCCACUUUUCGGGGCCUGAAUCCGUUGUCAAAAAAACUGUAACGGAUUGGAUUAAUGAGGAGCAUCAUGAUGAGUCAUUUGAUCACGUGCUUGAACUUGUUUCACUGAGGAAGAGGCUUGUGGACUUGGUUGAUGGUUGGGUGGUUUACAGUGCACCCAACCUCUCUGCCCUAGUUGGAACAUUGGUUGCGGGAAAGAUUAUGGUCACGGCUGGUGGAUUAGGAUUCUUAGCAAAGAUGCCUUCUUGUAACAUCCAACUCCUCGGAUUCCAAAACAUUUUUCUAGAUGGACUACCCGCUAAAUUUACCCUAGGCUAUCUUCAGGAGUCUGAAAUUUUGCAAACCUUUCCAUCAGCGGUAACCAGGGGUGCUGCUCUUGUGCUUGCUGCCAACUGUCGUACUGCUGCGCGAUUUGAUUUUAUGGAAACAGAUCCAUCUGGAAGUACAGGAAAACAUUUGCGAGAAGUUGUUCUCAACAAGCUUAGAAGAUAUGAAAAGAGGCUCUUACCAGGACUUGGAGAGCUUGACCAGAGUACACCGCCGGGUAAUGUUUGUUUACAACGUUAGGAGCUUUUGCUUCACACGGGGAUGGCCCCUGACUGCUAACGUAACUAGGGCUAGAAUUGAUAAUAUGAUUGCAGAAUCUGGAGAGAAACAGGGUAGAUUUUCCGGAGUAGGUCUGGUGGCAAAGCCCUGGGAGAUUGCAAAAUGGUGAUUGGGAGAUUGCAACUUGAAAGUUGGUGACUGGGUCCUCACAGUAGUUUCUUUUUGUGAAUAUGAGGUGAGAGGAGAUUCCUAGGUUCCAUGAUUUUAACAAGGCAGGUGAAACUUGUGGCAGAAAAAAUGUAAACUAGCACACUUCUGAUUCUUCUGAAUGUGUGUAUACUUCAUUAACCUGUCACUGAGUCAUAAUGUAUGACCUUGGCACCUUGCCCUAAAUCAGAAUAUCAGAUCAUGAGACUUCAA